AUGGCACCGAGAGCACGCUCCUUGCCUCCACUCUUCUACGAGCAGGUGGUGGCCACACUGGCCCGCUGCGGCUGCCAGGUGUGGCAGUUGAAGGCUCACGAACAGUCGCCCUUGCUGUCCACGCGGCGGAACUCCGAAUGGUCUCACGUCUGGGGCAUUGUUUCGGACAACAUCGAUUGGGCUGUGGUUCCAGGGAUGAAGCUGAUCCCCUUAUCCCUCUUUGAUUUGGAUGGCAUCGUGAAGCCCAAGCAGGAUGCCGCCAUGGGAUGGCCGGAAGUUGAGAGCUUUCAUGUGGCCUACACCUCGGCGGAGGUCAUCGCGGAACACUUGAGGUUGGGGCAUCCUCCCAAGGAAGAGGAGGUGAAGGACUAUGUGGCGAAAGGCAAAGGAAAGGGAAGCUUUGGAAAAAGAAACUGGCCCUUCAAGUGGUGGUUUGAGUCUGUACUGAUGGAGCUCUGUUUGCUGAUUGGCACUGACGCCACCACACCUUUCAUUCAGGAGUUUCUGGGGGAAGCCAUUCCUUUAGUUUGGCAUGUUGGAGACCCGGAUAGGCUCUAUUCCAAGAAGUUGCGCUGGAGGGACGUGCACCUGGAGGACGUGGACUUUGGCCUGGCAUUGCACUGCUCGCGCAAGGUCUAUGAGCAGGACAUCAACGGCUUACACAAGGCGGUUCAGUCCUUGGAACAGCGUAAACAAGCAGCUGGCGAGAAGGUCCCACCGCCCAUUCGGGAGGAGCUGGAUCUGCCUGGCGCCUGUACACCGUUGGUGCGCAGCGCCGCCGUGACGGGACGCGUCUGGCUGGAUGUGUAUUUGGAGGAUGUGGCCCGACUUGGAGCCCCUUCGACUUGUCAGCUCUUGUUGGACUUGCGGCGAGUUCUGUACCGACUCUGCGGCAGGGACAGCGUCACCGAGACACGCGGUGACCACUCAGGAGUGAGCAGCAGCAAGCUCACCUUGCCGGAGGGACCGCUUCCGACGGCACAGGUGAUGCAGAGAUGGCCCUGGGCACAUCGCUGGCAGAUGUUUCGCUCAAUCAUCGAACACAACUUGCUCCAAAAAGCUGAAGGUGAGGGCAGUGAGGCCGGUAUUGAGAGUGCCGUGUACAUGGCCUACGAGGAGAGAAAAACAGAUGAGCCCGUGCCGGAUUGGGCACAUGGUUCCUUCGCUGCCAUGGUGUUGGAGUAUGUGGCAUCGCUGAAUCGAAGGCCCGAACAGGCCAUGCUACGUGAGCACGAGUUUGAUUCUUUGGCAGCCACUAUAGCAUUGAGCUGCGACAUCUCUUUACCGGGUGCGCCAUUUGCCAAAGCUGCACCACAGUUGCAGCAGAAGUUGCAACAGAUCAAGGGCUUGAUGGUCCAGGUGAUCACCAGUCAUUUCCACGCAAAUUCAGAGGUUCGAAUGCCCACCCGAGGAAUUGCAGUCGCAACUUACUUCCAAGCCUCCGCCCAGCUUCUGAUGGAUGUGGCGAGGAUGCUAUGGCUCGAUGCCGACUUCGGGCAAGGAGCUAUGAUCUUUGUCCCUGAACCGCGCGAGAUCUUCUCUGCGCCUAUCUUCGCGGCCUUGUACAUGGCUGGCAGCUACGAAGCUUGGGAGAUGUUGUUGCCAGAGACGGAGUCCGGGUGGCAGUGGGAGGAGGUGAUGAAUCAGCUAGUGGAGCUACGCCAUGCAGUGCUGUGGUCCAAUCCUUUCCGAACCUGGAGGGAGGAGUUGCUGUGGAGCCUCAGUCCCGGGAUGAUUGUGUGGCCCACCGAACGCCAGCUGGAAGAGGAGAGGAAGAAGUCCUCACAUGUGGAAGAGCUGCCCAUUGACGAACAUCGCGACAAGUCCCUGGGUGAUCAGAAAUGGGUCAAGGCGAAAUGCCCUGAGAAGUUCGCCUGGGAAUGCGACGAUGGCAUGUGGGUCAUGGGCCCCAUUGGCGAUACACUGCUGAAGAAGUUGCGUGACCAGGGGCCUCAGGGGACUGAGGCCGAAACAGGGGCCGAAACUGGUCGUGCGAAGGCCUCCUGCGUCUCCCGGCUGGAGCUGUGGGGAAUGAAUUGGGAAUUGGUGAUUUUUGAUCCCAGAAAGUUAGCGGAUUUGGAUGGAUUUGGGACCGCCCCGGCUGACUUCAUUGUGGCAUUGCGUCAGUAUGACCCGGUGCUCUUUGUUCCAGAGUCGCUGAUGGAUGGUUUGGAGGUCGCCUCUGACCUGAAAUCAGCAGCCAAGAGAUUGAUGGACGAAGCCACCAGCGAAACGGCGGAUGGACGCUUGGAGCUGCUGCCGGGCUUGCCGCCCCACGAAGUCUAUUUUGAGAUCUACGAGCCCAUUCCCAACGGCGCUCCCGUCUUCGCCUCUGAACGCGGCGGCGUGCUGUGCCGCUUUCGGAUCCGGGAAGAGCGAUGGCAUCGAGACGUCCAGGGCGGUAGCAUGAAGGUGACCCUCAAACGCCUCGCCAACCUACAGUUUACCUGUAACGAGAUGUUGAUUCCGGAACUUCUGGACUGGUGUGAUGGCUACAAGGCCAUUAAGGGGAAAAGGAUGGCUGAGAAGGCCUCGCAGCUCGAGGAGGAGACGGAACUCGCUAAGCAGCGCCACAAACGCAGCGUGGAGCGGUGUCGAAACCCCGCGCAGUAUCGCGAGAGUGCUGAGCUCGUGGAGCGAGGCCGCCUUAGAGCCAAGAAGUUGGGCGAACUUGCGGGAAAGGCCGUGGAACAAGAGAUUGAAAAUGCGGUGGAAAUCUGCAAGUGCGGAUACCAUCAGAUCUGGCAUCAGGCGAGGCAUCUGAUCGAUGCCAAACUGGGGAUGCCCAUUUUUUCGAAAAAAACACGGUUUUAG
Molecule: messenger RNA, 2814 nt
Organism: Cladocopium goreaui
Lineage: Eukaryota; Dinophyceae; Suessiales; Symbiodiniaceae
Source: the annotation of a GenBank genome assembly